Mya arenaria is the source of this 1382-nucleotide messenger RNA. RefSeq lists its product as uncharacterized. Gene Ontology annotation, molecular function: structural constituent of ribosome. The transcript has 4 exons. Bases 31 to 831 code for a protein of 266 amino acids. Lineage: Eukaryota; Metazoa; Mollusca; Bivalvia; Myida; Myidae. Gene Ontology annotation, biological process: translation. Gene Ontology annotation, cellular component: large ribosomal subunit; mitochondrion. The record is from RefSeq and is a predicted model, not a curated record.
CUGAACUCAUGUUUAUUACUUCAUUUCAAGAUGGCUGCGCCCAUCCGAGCCAUCAAGUCUGGUAACCGACUUCUGCAGCUGUAUGGAGUCCAGUGUUCUACUGUAAUCUCACGUUGCAAGUCCAACAAAAGAGACGAUGGACCACCACCCUGGGCUGCCGUGCAAACACCCACUGGACACUCUCAUACCUGCAUGUUCUACGCCAAGCUGUCUGACAGAGAUAGAUGGCAAAGGCGACGAGAGUUUGUGAACAAGCCAUGGAUGGACAUCAUGGAGAACUACGGCAAGAGAAAAAAACAAGAGGAAGCUUCUGGGAAACCACAACAAGAGCCACCAAAACUGCUUAUGGUGACACAAGUGCGGAGUGUCAAGGGGCGGCCUUUCUGGGAGAGGGACUGGCUUACACAACUUGGAAUUAAAGAGAAAGGAAAGCCUUACAUACUCAAGAACAAGGAAGGCAGUAACAAUUUAUUAAAGAAGGUGAGCCAUCUUGUUGAAAUAUUCCCAGUUACCUUUCCCUAUGGACCUCCUACAUCGGAAGACGAUCUGGAUCACUGUGUGUUAUGUGACAAUGGAGAAUUUAUCAUCAAAAAGAGACUUAGCUCACAGGAACAAAUAGAAACCAGCAUGCCAACAACGGAACAGUUACCAGACGGUAAAUUUGAGAUAUCGCAAGAAUUGUUGGAUAAAACUUUGGAGUAUAAGAAACAGAACUAUCAGAUUCACCAGGAGUACUACCAGACAAAGUAUAUAUACACCAAGAAUCAGGAUAAAAAGGAGUAUCGUUACAAUGGUGACCAAAGUAUUGGAUUUGAUAAAAUAUGGCAUUAGGUCUAGUACCAGCUUAACAGAUGUUCAAAGGUCACAUGUGUGGCAGUAUUUCUGGAUCAGAUACAUAUAUGACAACAAUAUUACAAUUUUAAUUGAAAAUUUUGCCUAAUAUAAAUUCAAAGACAUUUGUAUUUUUGUUUGCUUCUGUGAAAACAAAUAUCAAUUGUACUCUUAUAAUAUUAAUUUAAAAAAAGUGUGUAUUGUUUAGCUAAUUGUAAUAUGUUAAUAUCACCGUUAGUCAGAACGGCAUUAAAAGGCUUAUUUUGUUUGUUUUUCUGCUAUUUUGCAUGAAAUAAGAUAUUAAAAGGAGUCAUUUUGUAAUGAAUACCCUACUUAUAUCACAAACAUAGUUUUGGUAAUUGUGUUGGAUCCUUAUAUGUGUAUUGUAUACCUUUUGUAGUACCUUUUGCCAUAUUCUACCUUAGGAAAACAUUUUGGUAAUUCUGCUCUUUAUACUUAUUGUACACCUUGUGUCAACAAAUUUACACAACUGUCUUCUACUUUUUAUGCCUGGUAUGUCUGCCAUAAAAAACGAAGUUUUGAAUACUUAA